CGCUCCUGCAAGGAAAGAAAAAAAGUCGGCUGCUCGCAUGAUAAAUUGUUUAGGUUUUUAUCUUGAUAAUUAAUAUUUAAAAUUUAUAGUAGAACUGGGUCAGACGGGAAUCCUAACCUAGCUUGAACUCGGUGUUUUAAUUGUGGUGAGUGACUGGAGAAGACAGACAAUUGCAUUAGGUUGUUGUACUUAAUUCAACGAGUGGAAUUGGACAACAAUGAUCACAAUUCGACCAUUAUCGAGCACCUUGUUUCGACAAGUUUCUGUCCUCAGCACGACGGGAUGUUGUAUAUUUCCAAUCCUGCAACGCCCAGCAUCUCUAUUUCUGGGUUGCAGCAGUCACACUAGUCGGAUAAGCAGAAAAGCAGUCAAACUUUUGAAACGGAAUACCUCAUCAUCAUCGGUUGGAAGUGGGCAGUCAACACAGGAAAUUAAUAGUAACGAUUCGUCAUCACCUUCUCAGAAACAAGAAAAAUGUUAUGACUUGAAUUUCACGGAGGAAAAAGUCCAACAUCAGUAUCAGAUAUCAUGUCGCGAAAUCCAAGAAAAUCGCUCCAAGUAUACUCUAAGGAGCCAUACGUGUGGAGAACUUAAGAAAUUUCAUGAUGGCAGAAGGGUUAACUUGUAUGGUUGGAUAACAUAUAAAAGAUUGAAAGGAAAGUUCUUGGUGAUUCGAGACGUGUAUGGGUCUACACAACUAAUUAUUCCGGCUGAAAAAAAGGAGUUAGUAAAAGCUGCAGAUAACACACCUUUGGAAUCAGUUGUUCGUAUUGCAGGAGUGGUGCAUAUGAGACCUGAUAAACAACAGAAGCCUGAUCAACCGACUGGUGAUAUUGAAGUUGUAGUAGAUGAUUACGAAGUAUUGAAUGAACCAACUGCUCUUAGAAUGGCCUUUAAUGAUUAUGCAAAGGCUGAUGAAGAACUGCGAAUGAGUUAUCGAUAUCUGGAUCUGAGAACAGAACUAUUGCAACGCCGACUUCGCUUCCGUGCUAGUUUAAUUCGUAGCAUGAGAGAAUUCAUGGAUCGAAAUUAUUUUAUCGAUGUUGAAACCCCAUCCUUGAUUCGAAGAACUCCUGGUGGAGCACGCGAAUUUCCAGUUGCAACGAGGCAUCCAGGUUUAUUCUAUGCCCUUGCCCAAUCUCCACAACUGCUCAAACAAAUUUUGAUGGUUGGAGGUAUGGACAAGUAUUACCAAGUGGCAAGGUGCUACCGAGACGAAGGUGCUAAACCGGAUCGUCAACCAGAAUUUACACAGUUCGACAUAGAAUUAUCCUUUACAACACGAGAACAAGUUAUGGAUUUGAUUGAAGACUUGCUGAAAUAUGCUUUACGUUUGUCACCAAAGCGAGAUUUUGAUAUCAUGACGUAUAAAGAGGCCAUAAAGAAUUAUGGAACUGAUAAGCCCAACACAAGCGGUUUUUGUUGGAUAAUCGACUUUCCACUCUUUGUAAAAAAUGAAGAAACUGGUCAACUGGAAGCAGCUCAUCAUCCUUUCACAAUGCCGUUAAAAGAGAGUGAUGUUUAUGAGAACCCAGAGAACGCUGUGGGUCAAAGCUAUGAUCUAGUCUUCCAAGGGAAUGAAAUCGGUGGUGGAUCCGUCCGAAUACACAAUUCUCGUCUACAACGCCAUAUUUUCGAUAUCUUGAAACUUCCAACGUCAGAUAUUGAUUACUUAUUAACCGCUCUUGACUCUGGCUGUCCUCCUCAUGCCGGAUUUGCCCUUGGAAUUGAUCGCUUAGUAGCACUUUGGAGCGAUGCAAAUUCUAUCCGUGAUGUGAUCGCAUUUCCAAAAUCAUCAGAAGGAAGAGAUCCUCUCAGUAACACGCCAAGUCCUCUUGAUGAGCAAACUUUAAAAUAUUAUCAUCUCACGAACAACUCGACCAACAAAUCAAAAUAAGUUAUCUGCCGCUUUCUUAGCCAAUGUUAAUGUCAAUCAGUUAAUAUUUCUAUCAAUUUGAAAAGUAUUCUGGAAAUCAUAAUUUUUUUUACUUGUAAUCAUAAUUCUUGUGGGUUGGAAUUAAUGUUGAAUAAAAGUAUAAAGUUCAUAUAAAACA
This is a messenger RNA of Folsomia candida, 2054 nucleotides long. It is a transcript of the gene AspRS-m, whose product is annotated as aspartate--tRNA ligase, mitochondrial. Gene Ontology annotation, cellular component: mitochondrion. Lineage: Eukaryota; Metazoa; Arthropoda; Collembola; Entomobryomorpha; Isotomidae. Gene Ontology annotation, biological process: aspartyl-tRNA aminoacylation. The record is from RefSeq and is a predicted model, not a curated record. The coding region runs from base 218 to 1897 and encodes 559 amino acids. The transcript is spliced from 8 exons. Gene Ontology annotation, molecular function: nucleic acid binding; ATP binding; aspartate-tRNA ligase activity.